AUGAUACUCACACUUGCCCUCUUUCUCUCAUUAGCCACCAAUCACGCACAGGUACGCUACGUUUUAUGGAGAAUUUUGAGGCAAAAGAACACAACUCUUUUUAUCGAUAAUUUAUCAAUAGUUUCUCUAUACAUUUUUUCAGGCGAACGGUGAACUCGAGUUCGAUGACGACGAAUCGCCGACGAUUUCGACGAAGGCGUCGCCGAUGCGACGAACGUACACAAACGAGUGGGCGGUGCGGAUAGCGGGCGGAAAGACGGACGAUGCGGACCGUCUCGCCGCCAAGUACGGGUACACUAAUCUGGGUCCCGUGAGUUUUACACUACCGUUUUUAAAUGUGUCGUUUUGAGCAAAAAUAACGAGAAAUCGAUAUGGCGCGUCCGAAAAGUCUCGGAAAACGCGCAAAUCUCGCGGAUUUUGCAGUCCAAAAUCGGCAGAAAAUUGCUGGAAAUCCUGGGUGCGCACAGCUGAACGAGUGUUACCGUACACCAUAAAACUACGGUAUUUUUUGAAAAAAUUUAAAUUUCUCGAGAAUAUUUGAAAAUUUUCAAAUUUCUUGGGUAAAUUUUCAACGGUAUUUUUUGAAAAAAUUUAAAUUUCUCGACAAUAUUUGAAAUUUUUCAAAUUUCUUGGCUAAAUUUUCAACGGUAUUUUUGGAAUAAAUGUAAAUUUCUCGAGAAUAUUUGAAAUUUUUCAAAUUUCUUGGGUAAAUUUUCAACGGUAUUUUUUGAAAAAAUUUAAAUUUCUUGACAAUUUUUGAAAUUUUUCAAAUUUCUUGGGUAACCUUUCAAAAAAUACCGUAGUUUUAUGGUGUACGGUAACACUUGUUCAGCUGUGCGCACCGCGGAUUUCCCGCAAAUUUCUGCCGACUUUGGACUGCAAAAUCCGCGAGAUUUGCGGCUUUUCCGAGACUUUGGACGCGGCAACAGCAAGAAAUAGCAAGGGGCGCGGCAACAGCAAGAAAAAUUUUGCAGAUAAUACCGGGUGACGAGUUCUACUUGUUCCGCGACGAGCGCAAAAAGAAUCGAUCGGCACGGAAGGCGCGAAGUCUGUCGGCGAAUCAGUUGCAGCACGAGGAGGAGGUGAUGUGGAUGGAGCAGCAGGUGGCGAAGCGGCGGGUGAAACGCGGAUUCCGGAGGGUCCGACACACGGACGACAACGAGAUUGUCGAGGACGAGGGCGCGCAAGUGAGCAAGUCGAGGAACAGAAAACAUCCGGAUCCGAACGAUCCGUUGUGGACCGACAUGUGGUACUUGGUACGUUUUUGCGCGUUUUCAAUGUAACCCACAGAUGAACAAAGACAAUUUACGUGUUUGCCACGGCUACCAAAAGUGUAGAAAGGGGCGUGGCCUAAUCUGAGACGCGUUUUCUGAAAAUUGCCGCAAUUCCAGCACACUUUUCCGCCAUUUUUGUGUUUGAUAUCGACGAAAGAAGAGACAUUAAAGAGAGAAAACAUUGAAAUUUUCGUGAAAACGCCGCGUUUGAGACGUUUUUGGCAUAUUUCGCAAUACGCUCUCCGCGGCCAAUCGCCGCCGCAAUUUCGGAAUUUUCAUAUAAAUUUUCAUGCCGAUCUGGAUAGUUUUGAGACGAAGUGAGUGUCGGAAGUGAAUAAGCACUUUGAUACAAGUAUUUUAAGCGUUCAAACGGCAAAAAGUAUCGUCGAAUGACUGAAAUUCGCGCAUUUUCAGCACAAAACUUGAAAAUCGAUUAAAUUGAUUUUUGACAAAAUUUGGGUAAUUUUUGACGAAAAACAUGAAAAAUAAGGGGUUAAAUUUCGAAUUUCGCGCCAAAAUGGUGAUAAACCGUGCACGCUAGGCCCCACGCCCCUUUCUACGUUUUUGGUCGCCGUGCGUUUGGAAGAUGUAUCAAGCUAUUCAAAGUGUCCAACUAAAACCCCAUAUUUUCAGAACCGCGGCGAGCACUCGGACUCGUCGACGAUCCGCAUGGACCACAACGUGAAGGAGGCGUGGGACCUCGGCUACACGGGCAAAGGCGUCGUCGUGACGAUUCUGGACGACGGUCUCGAGCGGACGCAUCCGGACAUCUCGCCCAACUACGACGAGCGCGCCUCGUACGACGUCAACGAUCGCGACAACGACCCGAUGCCUCGCUACGAGUUCUCCGACGAGAACAGACACGGAACACGGUGCGCCGGAGAGGUGGCCGCCAUCUUCAACAACAGUCUGUGCAUUGUCGGCAUUGCGUACAACGCGAACAUCGGAGGCAUUCGGAUGCUCGACGGCGAUGUGACGGAUGCGGUCGAGGCGGCCUCCGUCGGCCAUAACGCUGAUUAUAUCGACAUUUAUAGGUGAGAGGGAGACUGAAACUUGUUGCAAAACGAUCUCCAACCCAAUCCUUUUUUGCAGUGCCUCGUGGGGACCGGACGACGACGGCCGAACAGUGGACGGACCGGCAAAGUUGACGCGAAGCGCCUUCGAGAAGGGCAUAACGAUGGGCCGAAAAGGGAAGGGAUCGAUAUUCGUGUGGGCGUCGGGCAACGGCGGAAAAGACGCCGACUCGUGCAACUGCGACGGCUACACCAACUCCAUCUACACGCUGUCGAUCUCGUCGGCCACCGAGAACGGCAACAUUCCGUGGUACUCGGAGGCGUGCAGCAGUACUCUCGCGACGACGUACUCGAGCGGCGCCACCGGCGAAAAGAUGAUCGUGACGACAGAUUUGCACCACGCCUGCACGAACAUGCACACGGGAACGUCUGCGUCGGCGCCCCUCGCCGCCGGAAUCGUCGCGCUCGCCCUCGAGGCCAACCCGAAUUUGACGUGGCGAGACCUGCAGCACAUUGUGAUUCGCACGGCGAAACCGAUCAAUUUGCGCGCGGGCGAUUGGACGACGAACGGAGUCGGCAGAAAUGUGUCGCACUCGUUCGGCUACGGAUUGAUGGACGCCGGCGCGAUGGUCAAACUGGCAAAGGCGUGGAAGAAGGUCGACGAGCAGCACCGCUGCCGACAAUUUUAUCCCAGCCGAUAUAAGUGAGUGUGGGGCACGGUCUGAUGAUUCAAUGGGGCGCACUUGCAACAGGCGGGCUGUGUCGACUUACGCGGCGGCGGCCGAUUAAUUAAUUUUCAACGGGAGUUCGCGCGUUCUUUCCAUGUUUUCUCUACAAUACACCUAUUUUUUGUACGCUUGGAACCUGGCGUCGAAUAAUUAGAGCACUAGCUACGUUUUGGUAACAGAAAUCUCGCAUAUCGUUGAGAAUUAGCCGAGUUAUUUCGAUUUGAACGUUUUGGCCUGGAUUUUGAUGUUUUUCGAAUAGUUUUCGAAAGUUGCUCAAGAAAACUAACCGCCGAAACCUAGAUUUUGUGAAAAAAGAUUCAGCAAACAUUUUUAUCGUUUGUUGGGCUCAUGAAAUGCAAAAUGAGCUGAAAUAUAAAGGUUUGAAGUUUUGACGAAAUGCGAAAAACACGCUAAAACAUGAAAAACUCUAAAUUCUGUAAAGAACGGUUUCCAAUCAGUAAAAUAUUGUUUUCUAGACGUUUUUCAAGUCGAAAAGAAAGAAAUAAAGAUCGUAAACUCGAAUUGAACUGCAUUUUUAGACCUGCAAAUUUUCAAAAGUUACAACGACACUCCAUAAUUUACGAGCGCACUGUGUUUAGCAUUAGCGCCCCCUGGGAGACCGUGUGGGGGGCACAAAAUGUGUUGAAAAGCAUCAUGUAUUAUUGUAUUCGAGGUGUUCAGGAACAUUCCGAACGGCAAUCGCCUGCAACUGCAACUGUACAGCGACGGAUGUUACGGUGGAGGCGAAGAGACGAAAGUGUCGUACGUGGAGCACGUGCAGGCGAUCAUCACCCUGAAGGCGCCGAAAAGAGGCGAUCUGCAAAUCUAUUUGACUUCUCCGUCGGGUUAGUUGCGAGAAUUUGCACAAGUUGGGGCAUUUUUUGCAAAAUUUUCAUUAAAAACCCCGUAAUUUUGCAGGCACCAAGUCGACGUUGCUCACAAAACGUGCGCGUGACACGUCUCGCUCGGGCUUCACCGAUUGGGCGUUCAUGACGACGCACAAUUGGGGCGAACAGGCGGCCGGUCUCUGGAUUCUGGAAAUCGAUAAUGACGGUUGGGACGGUACUUUUAUUCCGCCACUCUCCCCGGCUUUUUGACUAAUCUCGUCCGGCGUUUUCAGACGCGGAACUCGUGAAAUGGGAGCUGGUGCUGUACGGAACCGACCGGGAAACGGGCGAUUUCGGAGGGCAGCACGCGUCGCCGUUGGCGGUCCGCUCCGUUCAGAUGGAGGCGACGUCGUCGGCGGUGCCAGUCGAUCUUCUCGUCGCACUUUUAGUCUUUCUCACAAAAACUGUCGUUUAA
Messenger RNA from Caenorhabditis sp. 36 PRJEB53466, 4317 nucleotides. The record is from the annotation of a GenBank genome assembly. NCBI's taxonomy places the organism in Eukaryota, Metazoa, Nematoda, Chromadorea, Rhabditida, Rhabditidae.